Messenger RNA from Bufo bufo (common toad), 1912 nucleotides. It is a transcript of the gene FAM181A, whose product is annotated as family with sequence similarity 181 member A. The transcript is spliced from 2 exons. The record is from RefSeq and is a predicted model, not a curated record. Lineage: Eukaryota; Metazoa; Chordata; Amphibia; Anura; Bufonidae. Bases 530 to 1384 code for a protein of 284 amino acids.
UCGCCUCCAGCCUCCCAGACGGAUUCACUUAUUUAAAAAAAAAUUUGGGGAGGGGGGUAGGAGGGAGGUAAGAGGGUGUCCAACUAUCCCUUCUCACCCAACAGCCUUACACGUUGUAUUGUGAGGAGGGGAGAGGACUAAGGAGGACACCAGGAGAACCAGCACAGAAAUCAUGGUAUUUAUUUGUGGCCCUUUUUGUGGCUGUCCCCAUGGCGACAAUUUGAGAUGGGGAAAAAUGUGGGAACGGGCAGACUAAUGCCUAAUUGAAGCGCUUUGUAUUUGGACGGCGGAAUUUGAUUGGUCAACGAAGUCUCCCCUAACUACAAGGAUUCAUUCACUUUGCUCCCAAAGGUCUGGCUGGCAUCAUCCUCACAGCAGCGUACAGGUUUGUGGUGUAACGAGAUUAUCCCGCGCGGCUCUGAUACAACGAACAGGAGGAUUGGGGACAUCCGUGUCUACAUUCCUUGCUCCUGGAGUGUCAUAAUAAAUUAUUAUACAAUAUUAAUGGAAAUUUGUCACUUGGUAAAUCAUGGCAUCAGACAAUGAAGUCAAGACGCUCUUGAAUUUUGUCAACUUGGCAUCAUGUGACAUCAAGGCAGCUCUGGACAAGUCGGCUCCAUGCAGGAGAUCCGUGGAUCACCGGAAAUAUCUGCAGAAGCAGCUGAAAAGGUUUUCCCAGAAGUAUUCCAGAUUACCCAGAUGCCACUCCUCCAGCAGAACCGUGGACCUGAGGAAGGGGCUGGUGGAGAGACUGAGCUCCACCAAUCAUAGUAAAGGACUGAAUGACAAGGUGGUGGGUGCACUGGAGGCAGAGGAGUGCGUUAUGGGGGACGUGAGCUCUCAAGAGAACAGUAUGGAUGCUGGAAGGCAUGAUCAAGUGCCCAUGCGGAAAAGACAGCUGCCAGCAUCAUUUUGGGAAGAACCCAGAUCUUCCACUAACCUCCUGGACAUGCCCUGCCCUUCCAGACUAGACAUCAUAUACAAAGAGAGAACCGAGACCUCCCUUCCCGUUUAUGAAAGUAAAAAGGUAAAAAAUGUACUAAUCCCAAACAAAUCCCCUGUCCUCUGUACCCACCCCUCAGGAGAUAAGGAGAAGGUGCCACCUAUAACCUCCUUCACUGAACGGGUCAAUGCCUGCAAUUGCUGCCCUCUUCAGUACCAUGGACAGCAGGUCUUGUACCAGCACAGCCAUGGGGUCCACCUACACCCCAACCCAUUUACCACCCUAGCAGUAUGGAGUAAAAAUACAACAGCGCCCACGGUGGAAAUUCAGCACUUGUGUAAAGAUUCAGGGCAGAGACUAUAUAGACAUGUUGUUCUCAAGCCUAUACCAACCAAGCCCGCUAUGCCACCUUCUAUUUUUAAUGUUUUUGGAUAUAUUUGAUUGAAAUUUGGACCUGAACGAUAUUUAUUAUGGAUCCUUAUAACAUAUGCCAAGAGAUGAGCAGAAACGACCUUCCAAAAAAGUUCUAGGUCUUGAAGGACAUAAAAGUUUCAUCAUGAAGGUUUCCAUCAAGAUAUAUUUUUUUUACCUAAUUCUUAGAGAAACUUCCAAAUGUUAUAGGAACUGAUGAAGGCAACAUGGUCUGAAUUCUUUCGGGUCGUGGAUAUUGCCAUGCUAAGUUAAACUGGAGGAAGAUGGUAAAAUUGCCUUAAUAGUUUGCAAUUUUUUGGCCUCCAAGAAAUAGUGGAAUGAGUUGAUACAUACGGCUAAUAAUGUAUUUGCUCCCCUACUUGUAGACAGAUGGAUGGAUAUGUGACUCUCCGUACUCCUUAUGAUGGAGGCAGAGGGUCAAAUUGGGCUUAGUGUUUGCCCCCCUUAGAGCAGUCCUUGUAACCAGAGCAAAGUUUACUGUGAUGUUUCUGAUGCCCAAUUUUUAUUACAUUCUGCGUAGUGAGCAGUGAAUCAAUU